AGCAACUUAAUCAGUGUGUGACAAUGUCGUUGCAAACAAUCUUAUUUUUUUCCAGCUUCAUUUUCUAUGUUUCAUCGUACAACAUCGGUCAGUUAUUUAGCAAUACCGAAUUUAAUACUGCAAAUUUCGUUUUAUCAAUGGGAUAUCCGUUCGAAUCGUACGAAGUUGAAACUCCAGACAAUUACCUAAUAACACUGCAUCGCAUUCCUUACGGUAGAAGACGAAAAUCGUCGAUUAAGAGAACCCCCGUCUUAUUGAUGCACGUUCUGUUGGGCACUUCCGAGAAUUACAUGACAACAGGAGAAAAAUCUCUGGCAUUUAUGGCAGCUGAUGCCGGUUACGAUGUCUGGUUGCCGAACGCCCGUGGAUCGAUGCACUCGAGAAAACACAGGCACUUGGACGCUGAUAGGGACAAAUCCUUCUGGGAUUUCACCUGGCACGAAAUUGGCGUUUACGAUCUUCCAACUUCGAUAGAUUUUGUGCUGAACAAAACGGGCUACCAGAAGCUGCACUACUUGGGUCAUUCGCAAGGAGCAACAAGUUUCUUAGUUAUGGCCAGCGUAAAACCUGAAUACAAGGAAAAAAUUAACGUCUUCGUUGGAUUGGCACCUGCAGUGUUCUUUGACCACUUUCGACAUCCUCUCCUCAACAGUUCUUUACUUUCACAAAACCUUAUUUAUGAGCUUUUCAAGAUAAUAAACCAAUAUGAAAUGAUGAUCGACAAUGCUGGAAUAAGAUUUAUGGGCACAGCUUUGGCUACAAUUGCACCGAAAUUGUUUGCUUUCUUUUUGAAUAUGAUUGUUGGAGACUCUGACUUAAUGUGCAUGGAAUGUCUACCAAUUCUAGCAGCAACUGAGCCGGCGGGCUCUUCUUUAGGUCAAAUAAAACAUUUCUCACAAGCCUAUCAGUUAAAAUCAUUCAGACAAUUCGAUUAUGGGCCAAAUGAAAACAUGAUACUGUACAAUUCGACUUUACCUCCCCUUUAUGAUCUGGAAAAUAUGAAGGUGGCAACGUAUAUUUUUAGUAGCAAAACUGAUUUAUUUGCUUCAAUAGAUGAUGUGAAGAAAUUGGUCAGCAUUUUACCAAAUGUGGUAGAAUUCAAUAUUGUUCCUGCAGAAAAAUUUACACAUGUAGAUUAUAUAAUUGCGAAUGAUUUAGACAUAUUGGUGUUUAACAAAGUAUUGGAGAUUUUCAAGAAAUAUAGUUCAUAAAAACCAUUGGAGAUAAUGACAAUUUAUUGAUAACGGUGCAAUUUCUUUUAUGUGUAUAUAACAAUAGCAAUUUCCUUGAACUAAACAUGUACAUGUAUUAAAAGUAAUUAAUAUAUUAAAUUGUGAC
Aethina tumida (small hive beetle) is the source of this 1338-nucleotide messenger RNA. RefSeq names its product lipase 3-like. Gene Ontology annotation, molecular function: hydrolase activity, acting on ester bonds. The transcript is spliced from 7 exons. The record is from RefSeq and is a predicted model, not a curated record. Gene Ontology annotation, biological process: lipid metabolic process. Lineage: Eukaryota; Metazoa; Arthropoda; Insecta; Coleoptera; Nitidulidae. Bases 24 to 1211 code for a protein of 395 amino acids.